GACUCAGUACCCCAGUGACAGGUCAGAUAUGAGUGGGGCAGCCAAUGUAAAGUCGGCCCCCCGUGGGCCUCCCUCAUCAGGAAUCCCCCUCCCACGUAGCCUGUUGCCCUCCUCCCCCAAAGCAGACCCCCGCCGCUGCGCUACGGACCUGCCCAAGCCCUCGACUCAGACCUCUAGACACACACCCACACACACUCCCACAGACACUCCCAUGCACUCUCCUUCACUUUGCCACCGGGGCUUCAGCAUUCACGGGCCUUCCUCCAGGGACCUGCUGAGAGAUGCUAUCCCGAAAAGUCAACUCUUCCAGCAGACGGGAGCUCUACCUGCUCCCAAGGUGUCUCGCUCUGCCUACAGCAGCCCGCUGACCCAGCGCCGAGUACCACCGCCACACUCCAAAGACACACUGCAUCAGGGAAAACCUUCCCUGGCUCACACACCAACAGAGUUACCGCAUGAUGGCAAUCGCAACAGAAACACCCUCACCAAUAGGAACCAAGCAUGGGGAGCCAGCAUCCGGCAUCCACCGUACCAGUUCAGGAUAGUGGAAAACUCCAACUCUAUAACAAUGAGUGAGGGCAUGCCAGGAGGAGAAGAGCCUCCAGAAAACCAGCCAGCCCAGUCCAUCAUGUUGAACAACGGUAACCUCGGCCCCUGUCUAGCUCAAACGAGCUGUGAGCACGCCAUCAGAGGUCGUAGCGAAUCCAUGAGCCAGUCAGAUGAGGAGAUGGGGACUGCUGAGGACAGUAGUCCAGCCUCCUCUCCCGGUCCCCUGGCCCUGCCACCCAUCACAUUCACGCUGCCAGUAAUGUCAAAGAUGGCUAUCAAUACACAGGAUCAAAAUCUAGACAAGGAGGCUGUGUCCAUAGAGACACACACACCCAGAGUCAACAUGGCUACUGUGGCUCCCUUCAGCUACAGGCUGCAGGUACAGGAGGGGGAUUUUUCAGUGGAUGAACUGAGUGACUGCUCAUCUGGAUCCAUAGAAGUCUGCUGUGAUGAUCUAACACCAGGGGGGAUGCUGGAGGCUAAUCUGGCUAACAUUAGCAUGACGGCUAAACCCAGAGAGCUGGACCUCAGGUCUGCUGCUGUCUCCUGCCAGGAUACUUCAGCCCAGGCCAUGGCCUCUAGGAAGCCCCCACCCAAGCCCUCCACUCUGCCACAGGGACCUUCACGUCCCUCUGGGUCAGAGCUAAAGGUCUACCGGCCCUCCUCUGGAUCUAUCCCAAUCCCAAUCCCCAAUCCGUCCGGUCUCCGCAAGCAGCGAUCACUUAGCAACUUGUCUGUACUCACUGAUGCCGAGAAGAAGCUGCACCUGUACCAAUCUCCACGGUGGAACGAUGAUACAAGCCGGCCUGGCGCUGGCACAAAUAAGACCGGCCAGACUAAAUCAGGUUUGGCUGGGGGUGGGAGACCACCGCUCUCCCGGACCCUUUCGAAGUCAGAACAGUCUCUUUUCCCGGGAAAGCCCAAACCUCUCUGCUCCCCGGCUGUGACCUCUAACGCAGGCAAGCCGAGUCGAAUCCCUGCCCCUGGCAGACCACGCGGACCUUAUGCUGAGGUCAAGCCCAUCAGCAAGGCCUCUGAGGCGGGCCAGAGUGCAGAAACAGACCCCACUGAUCACCCAACUAAAUUUAAUUCCAAUGGAGCUGGGAGUACUGGGACUAAUGGUAAGAAGCCAGGGGAGAAAGGGAGAUCUGCAUCUCUGUCAACAGAGGAAAAGAAAGAGAGGAAAGGAAUAGAGGGGGAAGACGAUAAGGGCUUUCUGAAGGUGGACCCAGAGUUAGUGGUGACGGUUCUGGGAGACCUGGAGCAGUUACUCUUCAGCCAAAUGCUUGACCCAGAGUCCCAGAGGAAGAGAACCGUGCAAAAUGUUCUGGACCUUCGACAAAACCUGGAGGAAACCAUGACCAGCCUGAGAGGGGUGCAGCUUAGCCACAGCUGUGUGGAGGGGACCACUUGCUACGACAGCGACGAAGCUGCUGCCUUCUCCGUUUCUAGUCUUUCAAAUCGCUCCUCUCCAUUGUCAUGGCGCCAGGGUCAAGCCAGCCCCCGUCUACAGGCUGGUGAAGCUCCGUCCACGGGUAACACCCAGUCAGAAGUUCCCCUCCGGAUCAGCCACACCUCUCGUAUCCACCUCAUCGAAUCCCUGGACGACUCGGAUCCGUCCUUGCUGAAGGGAGAUUACCUCAGCGACAGCGACCUCGGCGGGAAGAGCCCCAUCGAGGAUGAUGAAGACGAUGAUGAUAUUGAUGAUCUGGGGAAUGGUUGGGAUGAGAGCAGUUCUAUCAGCAGUGGUCUAAGUGAUGGCUCAGACAACCUGAGCUCUGAAGAGUUCAAUACGAGUCCCACUCUCAAUUCCCUUCCCACCACACCCAUCGGCUCCCGCAGAAACUCAGCCAUAGUGAUGCGUACGGACGCAGAGAAGAGAUCUCUGGUGGAGAGCGGUCUGUCUUGGGACACUGAUGAUACCAAACCCAGCCGCAAGAGCCAGGGCAGCAGUGUCUACGAUACAGGAAGUCUCAAGUCAGAAUCAGCCAAUAAAUGGAAAAAGACAAGGCCGCAUGGGGAAGGGCUGGAAGGUGGGAAGGGUGAACUGAAGAAACCUCAAACCCUGGGUCAAGGAAAUGUGUUGAAGAAAGGAAGAAACCCACCUGUGGGAGUCACAUCCCCUAUCACCCACACCUCUCAGAGUGGGCUGAAAGUGGCAGGUACAGGAAAGUCAGAUGGGAAGCCCAUGGAUAGGUCUCGAUUAGCAGUGAAGACUUCGGGUCUUCAGCGCUCCUCUUCUGAUGCUGGUAAAGACCACCGGAAUGGCAGCAGUGGUGGUGAACAACGUAAACCUCCAUCCGGCCUGGUCAGACCAUCAACUGGUGGAAACUUUGGCUUCAAGAAACCCACCACAGCUACCAGUAAUGGGACAAACAAUGCCAGUGUGCCCAGUGUGAUGAGCACCGGUGGCAGUGCCAUACCCAGCGGCUCUGCAACCGUGGGGAAGAUUCCCAAAACGUCAGGUAUUCCUGUCAAACCAGGGGCUGCUGGUGGUGGAGGACGUAAGACAAGUCUAGAUGUUUCAAGCAGCGACCAGAGUGGUUUUCUGUCCCCAAAUGCCAGGACGUCUCUCCAAUACCGCUCUCUGCCUCGUCCUGCCAAGACAAGUACCCUGACUCUAACCCGGCCGAGCUCAGCUCGCCCAGUAAGCACUACCAUGGACACAGGCUCUGGUCUGAUCAAACCGUCCACUACAGUGCCCCAGGGCUCGAGGCUCAAAGAACCCGCCUCAGGGCUUGGUUCUGGAACAGGGUUGAGUAAGGCAGGGGGUCGUGGGAUCCCAAGUCCCAGUCCUGUCAAUCAGACAGACAGAGAGAAAGAGAAAGAGAGAGCCAAAGCCAAAGCUGUAGUAUCUGACUCUGAGUGUGGAGGUGGAUCUAUGAAGGGUAGUCCUGCUCAGACCCCCUCGGAGAACGGAGGGAAGUUACAGGGGCUGAGACCUCCCAGCAGUGGCAAGAGUGUAGAUCUGCCCUCACCCAACACACACAGAUUAUCUGGGGUGCGCAGCCUGGCAAAGCCUCCAUCCAUGGCCCAGCUUGACAAGCUGAACUCCAACAACCUGGAGUUGGGGGUACAGGACUCGCUGCCUCCGAAGAUUCCCCCCUACUCUAAGGUCCAGGACUUGGCUAGCUCAGCAGGCAGCUCCCCUAGCCCCUGCCUGACCCCCAGCCCUGCCCCAUUACUCAAUGUGAACUCUUCGGCCUGCUUCUCGAGCUCUGGGAUAGGGUUGGGGCACAGGCAGGUCUCUUCACCUGGGGUUGAAGGGAGCGGCGGGAGCACCUCUCCCCUACUCUACCCUCGUCUGUCUGGGCUGCAUCGGAGCAUGGAGUCGUUGCCCCUCCAGAUGAGUCUGGCUCCAGAGCCCCAGGAGCAGGAGAAGGAUAGGGAAAGGGAGAAUUUGGUGAGAGGCUACACCACCAUAGAGUCCAGGGACAAAGAGAGACAAGAAGACAGAGGCCCUCCUGCCAGCUGGAGCUCUGGAAGUAAAGUCGCGCUGACUGUCACAGACAGUUCUCAGAGAGACAGAAACACACUGCCAAAGAAAGGUUUAAGUUUCAGUGGUGCCGCACAGGUUGAGGAGGAAGGGAAGGAGAAAGGAGAGAGGAGACACUCUCAUACUAUUCUCAGUAUGACCGACUCGCUCACUCUUCCAUUGCUGUCCUCACCCACCUCCCUGCCCCGCACCUCUAAGACUAGUAUGGUACCCAGCCCUGUUGGUGGACCUCCGAGGAUGACUCGAUCCAACAGUAUCCCAACGCACGAUGCCUCUUUAGAGCUGUACGGUGCGUCUCCACUGGGCAGCACACUGUCGCUGGCUGAGCGUCCCCGCAGCAUGGGAAUGGUUCGCUCCGGAUCCUUCAGGGACAAGGAGCCCGAUGAGGUUCAUGGGUCUGUACUCUCCCUGGCAUCCAACGCCUCAUCAAGCUACUCCUCGGUGAGUGUCGGCAGCAUGCAGACUAAGCAAAUCCGCAAGCUAAGGAGAGAGCUGGAAUCGUCCCAGGAGAAGGUGUCUAAUCUGACCACACAGCUGUCAGCAAACGCAAAUCUGGUGGCUGCCUUUGAGCAAAGUUUGGCAUUGAUGACAACCCGGCUUCAGAGUCUGUCAGUAAGCCACGAGCAGAAGGACUCAGAGCUGAUGGAGCUGCGGGAGACCAUCGAGGCUCUGAAGGCCAGGAAUGAAGAGGCCCACGCUGUCAUACAAGGAGCUUUAAACACUCCAGAUAACAUGAAAGACCUGCGAAUUCGACGUCAGAACUCAUGUGAGAGCAUCUCAAGUCUUAACAGCCUGACCAGUAUGUCGAGUGUUGGCAGCUUGAAGGACCAAGAUGCCAAGAAGAAGAAGAAAAAGAGCUGGGUCUUUGAGCUGAGGAGCUCCUUCAACAAGGCAUUCAGCAUUAAGAAAGGCUCCAAAGCCUACUCAGACAUUGAGGAAAUCGCCACCCCCGACUCCUCUGCUCCCAAUUCCCCAAAGAUGCUUCAUGAGGGGGGAGAAGGAGGAGAGAUUCAGCCUUCAUCCCUCAAAACCUCAGCUUCCGCCACCUCCUCUGUGAUCAUGGAGACUACAGAAGAAGGGGACAACGAGGAAACAGCAGUAUCAGAGCUACGCUCAGAACUCUGGGUGAAAGAGAGGGAACUGACAGACAUCCGACUGGAGGCCUUAAACUCCGCUCAUCAGCUGGAGCAGCUCAGAGAAGCCAUGAACAACAUGCAGUCAACUGUGGAGAACUUGAAGGCGGAGAAUGACCAUUUGAAAACAGGAAGUCAGCCCAGUCUCGGAGGCCCUGGUCCCACCUCCUCCACCUCCCAGCCUUCAGGCCUCGCCUCUCUUCUGGGGUCCUCACUGAGGCAGCCGAUGAGCAUGUCCCUAACCAAGUCCUUCAGCCUCAGUCUGAAUGAUUGUAAAGACCCAGACGUGUCUCCAGUUGACAUGCUAAGUGUGUCCUCGCCAAGGGAUGAGGUGUGCGCACGAGUACUGGUUCGCAUUGGAGAUCAGCCAGAGGACAGUAAACAGCAGGAGUAUUACUUGGGCUCAGUGCUGGUCACUGCGAGGACUGACUGGGCCUGUCUCGACUCUAUUAUAGCAAAGACCUUCAGAGACUACCUAACUCAAGUGGACCCGACAGCCAGCCUGGGUUUGUCCUGUGAUUCGCUGAACACAUACCAGCUGACCCAGGGAGGGCAGAGGGUGAUAGGAGGGGACAAACCUCAGGCCUCACCUUAUCGUUGUCUCAGCAGUGGUUCAGCUCGAAUAUAUGUCACGCUGAAAGGUCUUAGAGAAAAAUGUGUUGACUCGUUGGUGUUUGAGACUCUGAUUCCUAAGCCCAUGGUGCUGCACUACAUCAGCCUGCUGCUGAAGCACAGGCGUCUGGUUCUGUCUGGGCCCAGUGGGACAGGAAAGACCUACCUAGCUCAGCGUCUGGCCCAUUACCUCCUGCAGCGCAGCUGGACCGACUCUUCUGAGGCCGACCAUGAGUCCUGUCUCCUGGGGCGCAGCGCUGCUGUCACCUUCAACAUGCACCGUCAGUCACAGAAGGACCUGCAGUUGUAUCUGUCCAACCUAGCGAAUCAGAUUGACAGAGACAGUGGAGGAGAGCUGCCACUGGUUGUUAUCAUAGAUGACAUUAGUGAUUCAGCAGCCAUCACUGAACUUGUUAAUGGAGCGCUCACCUGCAAGUAUCACAAAUGUCCUUACAUCGUUGGAACGACCAAUCAGCCACUGAAGAUGACGUCUAACCACGGACUGCACCUCAGCUUCAGGAUGGUGACGUUCUCCAACAAUGUGGAACCAGCAAACGGGUUCCUGCUGAGGUACCUACACCGUAAAGCUGUGGAGGCCUACCAGGAGGAAGAGCAGGACCCAGCACGCCAGCAAGCUCUCCUCCACGUACUCGACUGGGUCCCACAGCUCUGGUACCACCUCCACACUUUUCUGGAGAAACACAGCACUUCAGACUUCCUUAUAGGUCCUUGCUUCUUCCUGUCGUGCCCAGUAUCAGUGGCAGAGUUCAGGCAGUGGUUUAUUGACCUGUGGAACCACUCCAUCAUACCCUACCUGCAAGAGGGAGCCAAAGACGGCAUCAAGGUUCAUGGGCAGAAGGCAGUAUGGGAGGAUCCAGUGGAGUGGGUGAGAGGCACCCUCCCUUGGCCCAAUGCACAGCAAGACCAAUCCAGACUCUUUCACCUACCUCCCCCCAGCAUAGGUGCACCCAGUGAGGAGAAGAAACCCCCCAAAGAUACACCUCCACCCAGCACACUGGAGUCAGACCCACUGAUGGCCAUGCUGCUGAAGCUCCAGGAGUCGGCCAACUACAUAGAGUCUCCAGAGCGAGAAGGCAGUCUUGAUCCCACUCUGCUGGCUACACUCUGAGGACAACAUACGACUGUCAGUCAAGCUAUGGAACUAUGGACUCUUUAUUACGGCUGACACAGCGAGUGCAGUCGCAAUGAGACUUUAAAGACUCAGUAAUGAACUUUACUGUGUGCUCAGUGAGCAGUUACAAAGCUAAAUGUAAAGGAUCUACAGAGAGAGUGAUUAUGGAUGAAGGGUUUGCUCUGCCCUGCUACCACAACAUUGGAAGGACAGUUAAACUGCUUUCAUAGGAAGCUGUGAUGAUCUUGUCAGGGAAAGAUAUUGAUUUGUCUCUUCUCUGCCCCCAGUUUGUCCCAGAUGGUUUGUUGUUGAAUCUGCAAAUGCAUGAUAACCGGAAUAGUAUGAUGCAAAAUAUUACCUAUAAUCCUACCGA
Messenger RNA from Xiphias gladius (swordfish), 7295 nucleotides. Its product is annotated as neuron navigator 1-like. Gene Ontology annotation, molecular function: ATP hydrolysis activity. Gene Ontology annotation, cellular component: microtubule cytoskeleton; axon initial segment. The transcript is spliced from 32 exons. Lineage: Eukaryota; Metazoa; Chordata; Actinopteri; Istiophoriformes; Xiphiidae. Bases 29 to 6919 code for a protein of 2296 amino acids. Gene Ontology annotation, biological process: neuron migration; neurogenesis; microtubule bundle formation. The record is from RefSeq and is a predicted model, not a curated record.